AUGCUCUCCAGGCAAAUCCGAGCCCAGGAGGGGAGCGGGAAAAGGGAAUGGACUCCACAUACCCCCGGUGAAACACCAAAAAAGCCCGCGCGGGGCUCGCGUGCCUCGGCCGGGGUCAGCGGGGUGCGAGGGGCGCGUGUGCCGUCUGGGCAGCUGUCUGGCGCGGGUUGCCUGUUCUCUCUUCCGCCGGUGCGGGGCGCGGGUGGGACCAGGGGAGAGUGCACGGGGGACAUGACAGGGGCCCGGAGGCCGACGGCUGGGACCGGAGGGGACGCGGGGGGGCAGCGGGGCCCGCAGGGCGGGGCCGCGGGGACCGGGGACUGGGGGGCGUAUGGUGGCCGGCGGGAGGGACAGGGGCGGGAACCACGGGGCAGCGGGGAGGAGGGCGUGCGACGCUGGGCCGAGGGCCGGGCCUGCCGGGACGGGGCGCGGGGGCCCGCGGGGCCCGCGGGGGGCCGCGCGGGACCGUCGGGGGGUGGCCGCGGGGCCUCGGCUCGGGGCCGAGAGGCGGGUCGCGGGGGCCCGCGUGUGGCAGACGAGGGGAGGGGCCGGGCGGGGCUAGCGGGCUCGCGCGAGGGUGGGCCGAGGCCGCAGGGCCGCGGUCGGGCCGCGGGGCGGGGGGGCGGGGCGUGGGCGGGGCGGUCCACAGGGGCUAGCGGGGCCGCGGGCGGGGCGCGGGGGCGCGAGCGGGGCGGCGGGGACGCGGGCCGCUGGCGGCGCGGGCGGGCCGCGGGUGGCAGCGGGGAGAAGGGCCAGCGGGCGGGGACGCGGGGGAGGGGGGCGCGGGCGGGGCCGCGGGGCGGGCGCGUGGCCGGGGGCACGGGCGGGCAGCGGGGGCCGCGGCGGGGCCGGGCGGGGGAGCGGGGAGGGGCACACGGGCGGGGCCCGGGGCCGCCGGCCGCGGCCGGGGCCAGGGGCAGAGGGCGGGGCAGCGGGGCCGCGGGGGGCCGGGCAGCGGGCCGCGGGGCGGGCCGGUGGGCCGCGGGGCCGCGGGCGGCGCGCGGGCCGCGGGGGGGCCCGAGGGCCACGGGCGUGGACGCGGGCCGCUGGGCCGCUGCGGGCCGCGGGCGCGCUCGUGGCCGCGCGGGGCCGCGGGCUGGCCGCCGGGGCGGGCCCCGGGGCCGGUCGGGGCCGGGACGCGGGGCGCGGGUGCCGUGGCGAGGCGCGCGGGCGGUGCGGGGGCGGGCAUAG
Messenger RNA from Serinus canaria (Common canary), 1191 nucleotides. RefSeq lists its product as uncharacterized. The record is from RefSeq and is a predicted model, not a curated record. Bases 1 to 1191 code for a protein of 396 amino acids. The transcript has a single exon. NCBI's taxonomy places the organism in Eukaryota, Metazoa, Chordata, Aves, Passeriformes, Fringillidae.